Messenger RNA from Paramecium octaurelia, 315 nucleotides. NCBI's taxonomy places the organism in Eukaryota, Ciliophora, Oligohymenophorea, Peniculida, Parameciidae. The record is from the annotation of a GenBank genome assembly.
AUGAUCUGUCUAUCCUAUCACAAGUGUUAGAGCUAAAGGAAAUUGUGUGCUGAAUGUAUUGAGGAACAUGGAGUGGAUUUAAAAUGCAUGGUUUCAAUAAUAAAAUUUUAAGAUAUGAUGAGAAAGAAAUUCGAAGACUCUAAGUUUAAUGAUUCAUCUGAAUUAGCAAAAUAGAGGUUGAAUUUUAAAACAUUGCUUACAUCAACUCAAAAUAAGUUUAAAGUAAUUUGGGAUGGAAUUGAAGAAUCAAUAAAACAGAUAUAUGAUUUCCUAGAGAAGGAAGAAAAAUUCUAUGAAUUUGAUUAAAAACAAUGA